UCUUGCUGCCCGCUUUCUGUCCACUCGAUGACCUAAUCCCAAUGCCAAGCUACAUACGGAUCAACUAUUACCCCGCCAUAUUCUCGCGUGCCAGCCGCAACUAGCUAGCCAAGACGCUAGCCCUACCUUCGGGAAUCGCAAGUUCCUGACACGACGCGUCUUCCCUGCCUUCGCGUCUCAUUCAACAACCUUCAGUUGCGAUUCAUGCUGGCUACGAUCGCCGAGUACUCCGCUUAUCCUCGACCACCUACUCGCUUUUCCCGCCUCACCCAAACUUCUUCUCACUCUUCCCACCUCACCCUAACAUCCUUCUCAGUAACAUCCAUCGUCACCUCCUUCAACUGACUGUGCGACUGUCAACACUCACACCCUCCCUUCUCGGUAACAUCCAUCUCACCUCUUUCAACCCACCGACCGUGCGACUGUCACCACUCACACCCUCCGUUUCCGCACGCCGCCCUCUCAAUUUACGACACUUCGCAUAAUGCCGUCCGCUGUUCCCCCUACACCACGCACCAUCGCUGCAUGGGUGCGAUGCAUCAAGACCGCCUACGACCGCAAAGACCCACGACUACUCCAGGAAAUGUUGAUUACGAACACAUCACGAGUGUUCAAGCGAAGACCUAUGCCAGCACUACGAAUCGAGAUCCAGCGAAACCUCCACACCCGCGGCGUUAUUGAGAAUGUCAUCGAGAAAGAAAUGGGCGAAGACUGGGAGUGGAAAGGAUUCACCGAUUUAAUGGUCGCCUAUCUUUGGAUGAUCGAGAGUGCCAACCCAAAUAUUCUGAGCCAGGCGAGACCAGGAUGGGAAGCCGAGUGCAAAAUUUACUUUGAGAGGAUGAAAGAUUUUAUGAUCGCGCUCAAUGCAGCAUACAGCCAUCCCAACGGCGCCAUAUUGUCACACUCCGCCAUGAUGUCGGCGAAGUGGUGUAUUAGAGUCGGCAGAUAUAUCGACAGGAUCGACAAUGAUCCCAGGCGCAAGGCCUGCCAGAGUCUCCUCAAUCCCCUCCUCCGGACCUUCAACCUUUCACUGAUUGGUGAACGGACACCGUACACGAUGCCCGGCCAGAUGUUGAAGAAGUCAGUGGCGAUUGACAUUGGAAAUUACUUGUUCAAGCUUUACAAUAAGCUCGCUGAAACCGGACUCUCACGUACUGUCCAUGGAAACCUUGGCAACGCCGGUUUGCCGAUGCAGCACCCGUUCUACCUGAACCCGACGUUGUGCACCUACAACUAUUACAGCGGGCUCGAGUUAAUGCGCGACCACUCCCUCUUGCGGGCCAGUGAGUCACUGCAGUCGGCAUACGACAUCUGCCUUCCCCGGUUCACCCGUCACAGACGGAAGAUCCUAAUCCCGCUGCUGGCCUGCAACGUGCUGAUCGGCAAAUUUCCCUCCCUCGAGAUCCUUUCGCGACCCGAGGCCGCCGGUCUCCAGGACCUAUUUGUGCCUGUAUGCAUGGCCAUCCGCAAGGGUGACUUCCGCGCAUUCAGGGUCGCAUUAGGCAUCGAGGGCCCCGAAAAGUGGAAGCGGGAAUGGUGGACGGAGCAGCGCCUCGACAUGCUGCUCGAAGACCGCGGCGAUAUCCUGAUCUGGCGCAGCCUUAUCAGGAAGAUAUGGCUGCUGACCUGCUCUCCGGAGCAGAAGCAGCAUAUCAUCCGCAUCGACGAUGUCGUUGCCUGCGCCACCGCCCUCCACCAGAGACAACCGGAGGACAUCGACCACAGGAUGUCACCCUCCGAAACCUCCGAUCCCACCUCGUGGUGGUACCGCGGCAGCGGUACUCGGUUGACGCGUAACCAGGUCGAGGGCAUCGUCCUGAGCCUGCUGGAUCAAAAGCUGAUCCGAGGAUACGUCGUCCGCCAGUCGAAGGACGAGAGCACCUGGCUUGUCUUGGGGAAGGGAUCUGACCCCUUCCCGAACGUCUACCAGCUCCUCGAGAGCAGGAGACCGAAAGACACCGGGAAGCCGAGGAUCGGAGGAGGCGGGGUGAUCAGGAUGAACGGGGUGAGGGAGAUCGGGGCGUAAUGGGGGAAGAGGCGGAGACGAAGACGAAGAUAAUAUGUAGCGUUUUUUUUCUUCCGGGGGUUUUCCCUGGCAUUUAUGAAUCCUUUUUCCUUUCAAGUACUUGGUUUUCUCUAUUAGUAUAUACCUAGGCGUUCUGGAGGUUGAGUUGUGAUGCUGGUCACUCCUGUGUUUAUGUACCGAACGAGUCGGAGGAAAAGGUCCUUGACGAGUAGAGGUUUAGGACUUGGGAGGGGCGAGGAGGGGAUAUAGUAGGUAUAGCUUCGGGGUGGAUGAUGUACGGCCGGUGUACUCUACUACAAGGUAUCCCGAGUGUCAUCACCAUUCAUAGGCUGCUGACUUACGGAGGGAGAUUUUGGCUUAGGAGGAGCUACAUCUGUCAAGUGCAAAUCGCAACAGGUGAACUCAACACUUCCGCAAGAGCGAUGAUGA
This is a messenger RNA of Tricharina praecox, 2455 nucleotides long. RefSeq lists its product as uncharacterized. The record is from RefSeq and is a predicted model, not a curated record. Gene Ontology annotation, molecular function: RNA binding; double-stranded DNA binding. Gene Ontology annotation, biological process: transcription elongation by RNA polymerase II; post-transcriptional tethering of RNA polymerase II gene DNA at nuclear periphery; poly(A)+ mRNA export from nucleus. Gene Ontology annotation, cellular component: transcription export complex 2. The transcript has 3 exons. Lineage: Eukaryota; Fungi; Ascomycota; Pezizomycetes; Pezizales; Pyronemataceae. Bases 485 to 2026 code for a protein of 513 amino acids.